Debaryomyces fabryi is the source of this 4650-nucleotide messenger RNA. RefSeq names its product Iml1p (gene IML1). NCBI's taxonomy places the organism in Eukaryota, Fungi, Ascomycota, Pichiomycetes, Serinales, Debaryomycetaceae. The transcript has a single exon. Gene Ontology annotation, biological process: positive regulation of autophagy; negative regulation of TORC1 signaling; intracellular signal transduction. Gene Ontology annotation, cellular component: GATOR1 complex. Bases 1 to 4650 code for a protein of 1549 amino acids. The record is from RefSeq and is a predicted model, not a curated record. Gene Ontology annotation, molecular function: GTPase activator activity.
AUGAAUGAGAAUGAUGAAACAGAUAGACCUAAUGUUAAAUCUUUGAGGACAAAUCAAAGACGAGUUAUAGGACCGUCAAAGUCUUCGUCACAUAUGGGAUCACAUAUUGGUACUACGUUAGUCAUCGGCAAGAAUUCACAUUCAACAUCUCAUGGCAUACGAAGUAAUAUACCAGAAAAUACGAUAAUAAUUGGUAGACGUAAUUUCAGUGAUGGUCAAAUUGAGUAUGCAAAACCUUCUAGUCAUACCCAUAGACUCAAAAAAGAUAGUACGUCAAAUGAUCCCAAUAUCGAUUCAAUUGUGGAUAGUACUAAAAAGCUUCCAGAACAGAUUCAAUUGACUGUUUGGUUUCAUGAACCAAGAACGUCUACAGAAGACGUCAUAAUUGAUGCAAGUGUGAUACCAGGAUUAAAAGAAGGUGAUAUUUGUGAAUUGGUUCCUUUAAGUACAUUUAAACCCCAUAAAAAACCCAAGCGAUUAAUAUUCAUCAUCAAAAAUCAAACGCUAUUAUCCAAAAGCUCAAAUUUAAAUACUGUCAAUAACAACACAUCAAUUAAUGCAGGCGUACCAGCUUCGGCCAUACCAGCUAACAACAACAAUGCAGCGAAGCCAAAGACAAACUUUCAAAUUUCGUUGAUUUCCAAUCCUUUACAGAAUUUAAUGGAUUUACCGCCACGAAGUUUGGUUCAAUUGAAAACUAUAUUAGAUGUUGAAGCCAUUGAAGCAGAUACAAUCGAAAUUUUUAUAAAAGAUGUAAACAUCUCAAGAGAUUUAAUGUGGGCAUUUUCUUCAUCAUUAGUAGGAACAUGUGUCUAUACAGAAAAAAGGCUAAGUUUUCUUAGUAAUAGGACAGGGGUGGUAAAAAAAGUUUAUAAAGAUGGGAGGGAGAUGUUCUCAGCGUUGAUUUGUGAAAAGACAAAGGUAGUAUUUCGUUCUAAGAGUGCCAAAUUGGUAUUUUUGGUUCAACUUUCUCGAGAGAUGUGGCACUUUGAGGAAACAGGUGAAAUCAUGUUUCAUAAAUUAGUAAACACAUUAUUUCCUAAGAUUUUUAAAAAGUGGAGAGACAAAAAUACACAUCACUCUAUAACUAUUGUCCUAUUUACAAGUGUUGAUUUAACGAAUAUUCCAUGGACAUCAUUAGGUCAAGGGGAAAGGCCAAAUAAUAGGCGUGAUUAUUUUAGAGUUGUUGUUGACCAAGUGAGUAUCUUUCAUUGGGAUAGAAUUAUGGCUAAUUUAAGAUUAGAAUUUGCCAAUUUUAAAAGAGAUAUUAUGCUAAAUUGCCAACCUGAAAAUAAUGGAAAAUUUACAAUGGCAGGUCAAUCACUACCAUCAGUUAAAGGGAAUGUUUUAGAAGCUAUUAAUGUUGGGAUUCAUUUAGUAAAUGAUAGGUUUAAGAAUACUGACUUGAAGCAUUCUUUAAAUCAUUUCAUAUUAGUCACUCCAGGAACAGGAUUAUUUGAUGUAGACUAUAGUUUGAUGCACGAAACUAGUAAAAAAAUGUUAAGCAUAGAUUGUGCAUUAGAUAUUGUCUGUUUGAGCCAACCACCUUUGCACAUAGUACCUCUAUUUCGUUACAGAGAUCCAACGAAAGAAGGUCAAAUAUCACACUGUGUUCCACAUUGGUGUGACAUAUCGUUUUACAAAGAUAGUACAGCUAAUUCUACACAAUGGAUACCGCAUUGUAAAAUUUAUGAAUUACAGAUGAUGGGUGUUAUGGAAAAUGAAAUUAAUGAUGUUAAAAUUGAGAGAUAUAGGGUACCCAAUAAUGCAAAAUCAAUGAUAGAGGCUAUGGAUAAGUAUGAUUCUGAUGUUUUCAAACCUGUUAGUAAAGUUUCGAAUUCAAAUACAAAUAGAGAAUCAGAAUAUUCACUGGAACAAUCAACCAUAAAUAGUAAAGUAGUGACACCCAAAGAAAGUGCCAAUGCCUUAUCUUUGAUAUGGAAUGCUAGAACUUCUCUAUUACCAAAUUCAUCGACUGCCAAAAUUGACGUUUCUACAACUAAUUCUUCCGUUCUUGGUACAGUUGCAAAUAGCGGAAAAGAUGUUUCAGCGCUUUCAUCUUUGUACACCUUGAAUAAGACAUCUGCUGAUAAGCCACUGACAUAUGCUUCUUCAAUUAAAGCUGAUUCAUAUAAGGGCUCAAAAGAAAAUUUAAAAGCAAAGGAUAAAAAAGAAUUCAGCGAGAGGACAAGAACAAAGCUUCGGCCAAGGCUACAAAAGGCUGAAGAAUUUUAUAAAAGUGACGACGGACUCAGCAAUGCUUCAAAACUGCGAGAGUUAUUGGAUUCCAAAUCCAGAAAUAAACAAAGUUCAGCUCACACGGAGGAAGAACUGGAAAUCUUAACAAACAUGUUGUGGACUGAAAUUCGGAAUCCUUCUAAAGAACUGCAUUCUGAUAUGUUGUCAUUUCUUCGUUUAAGUAGAUGGAAUGACGUAUUUCCAUCAAACAUCAAAAGGAGAUUAGUAAAAUGGAGAUCAUUCGAAUCUCCAGCUGCUUUGCCAGUUACCACUUCGAUUUUUCCAUCUACUAAACAAUUAGAAACAGAAUAUUCUUUUCAAAUUUAUAGCGUAUUUUUAAAUUCAGAAAAUGAUCUAGAGAUCGAAAGUACUCAUGAUCUAAUGAGGGAAAUGAUUCAAUUACGUUUAUUACUAGGGUUCCAAAUUUGCUAUAGUGAUCAAGUUAAAAAGUUCGAAUCGAGUAGAAAACCGGGUGGAAAUGCUGAAAGCUUAAUUAAAUACUUUCCAAAAGGUAGUUGUUAUGGUUCAAGAAUUUAUAUGUCCUUGGAUGACGAAAUACAUAGAAUAUCUUGUGAUUACAAUGGAAAUCUAUAUGUUCAAAUGUAUAGAAAAAUCGAGGAAUUGAAGCAUUCAAGAUUAUUAGGGUUACAAGAUUAUCAGCAGAAAAGUUAUGUUCCGUUAAUUAGAACACGUUAUGUUGACGAAUAUACUCCAGCUAAAUUUGAUUUCAUUAAUGCUAAGCCGCUCAAGUACAAUUGGAAUCAAUUUGACCAGUUAAUAGCGGGUUACGAUGAUGCAAUUCCUCAAGAGAAAAGACUGUUCCACAAGAUGAAAUUUGUUGUCCUACCAGCUAGUAUUCCUAAGAAUGCAUAUUUUAUAUCCAAUGAGAAUUUGACUGAUGAAGAAAUACGGGUUGAGGGUUUACGUAAAUUGAUUGCAAUAAUCGAACGAGGAAAAUUUGUUAAAUCAGAUGAUAAUGAAUCCAAAAGAAAGGAAGAAAUCUUGCCUGAAAUAAGUUUUUAUACGGGUAAUUUAUAUGAAUUCUUGAGUGAUCAAGCUGAAACCUAUGAUACAACGGGUAAUGAACCAAGUAAUUCUUUAAUGUUAGGAGAAAACAUGAGAUUUACAAGGGGAAUAAAAUUGAGUCAACUAGCGCAGGAGUUACAAAGCCCUACUGGUGUGAGAUUAGUAGAUAGAACGUGGCAUUUCAAGAAACAUCUUCAUUGCUUUUUAGGUAACGAGCUUGUCUCAUGGUUUAUUGAGUGCUUUGAAGAUAUAGACAAUAGGAAUGAUGCUACAAGUUAUGGCCAGUCAUUAAUGGACAGAGGAAUGAUCAAGCAUGUUGAAAGUAGACACGGAUUCUUGGAUGGGUAUUAUUUCUACACAUUUGAAGACGAAUAUAUUGACAAGAAUUACAAACCUGAGAGAUCGAACAGUGGAUGGUUUAAUAGAAAGAAACAUGCAAACGAAAAAGAUUCAACGGUCACAUCACCUGCGUAUACAAGAAAUAAUUCAGAUAGUGAAUCAGUGAAGUCACCGGUAUUCCCAGUUCAAGAUAAUCUUGACUUAAGAAAAAUCACAUCGAAUUCAAUAGGUCAACAUAUGUAUGAGUCUGAAACAUCAUCAAUGGCUGGGUCUUCAACCAAAGCGAAGCAAAAGAAGAAGUUCAUAUUGAGUAGAUCAGUUAAGUUUAAUGCUGAUCCUUUAAAAAAGUCGUUUAGACCAGAAAUUGUUACUGUGCAUUAUGAUAGAGUUCAUAAUCCAGAACAUUGCUACCAUAUUAGACUUCAGUGGCUCAAUACUACGAACAAGUUCAUAGACGAUGCCAUCUCAAAUUGGUCAAGACUAUGCGAAAGGCACGGAUUAAAAUUAGUUGAAACUCCUUGGCUUGAGUUAUGCACCAUCCCGGAAGUAAAUCCAUUCCACUCAUUUGUUGAUUUGAAAUUGGUUAUCAAUCCAUGGACUGAUCCAGAAUUCCUGGAUCUUAAUAUUCUAAAGGAUAAUAAAUUCUAUUAUCACUUAUACUUGAUGAAAAAGUCAGAUUUCUUACUUGACAACCGGUCAACAGUUUUCUUUCUGAAAGACCACAUUGAAAUUUCCUAUAGUUGGGGUAAACCAAUUUUCCAGUAUGCUCAGUAUAUUCACAAGACAGGUGCUUAUAUAGUUGAAUUGCGAGAUAAUGGAGAUUUAUUUUUAGCCCCCAACAACAUACACAUCACAAGACUUAACACUUCCCUUUCAUCUAUUCCAGAACAAGAUAACCUAAAGUCUUAUCAAAUAGAUUCGCAAAAGGUAAUGUUGAAAUUUAGAUCGGCUUGUACAAAUGAAAAAAUACUUCGUGGUAUCUUUAAAGAGGCUAAAGAAAAUUGGAGGGAAAAAUGCCUGGAAAAUGUAUUACCUGCAAUUAAUUAA